This is a messenger RNA of Paramormyrops kingsleyae, 5234 nucleotides long. It is a transcript of the gene ltk, whose product is annotated as leukocyte receptor tyrosine kinase. Gene Ontology annotation, molecular function: protein binding; ATP binding; transmembrane receptor protein tyrosine kinase activity. NCBI's taxonomy places the organism in Eukaryota, Metazoa, Chordata, Actinopteri, Osteoglossiformes, Mormyridae. Gene Ontology annotation, biological process: cell surface receptor protein tyrosine kinase signaling pathway; regulation of neuron differentiation; regulation of cell population proliferation. Gene Ontology annotation, cellular component: signaling receptor complex; plasma membrane. The record is from RefSeq and is a predicted model, not a curated record.
GAUAGGAACAAAACGUCUCUGUAAGCUUAUUUGCCGCCAGUCAGGCUUUAGGACCAAGUGCAUAGAUAAAGUGGCAGGGAGAGAGAGAGAGAGCAGAAGGGCGGAUCAGGGACAGCUUUUCGGUUCAAGGAUAGAUCCUCAGCAUCAGCAACGCCAUGAGUAACACCGAAAGGGAGCAGAGGUGCCCUUUUAUCUGAGGAGUAGGUCUUCAAGCUACCGAAACCGAGUCCGUGAACCUUAUUAAGGAGCCAUGGGAUAUUGCGGGAGGCAUCCGUUUAUCAAUCUUCUACUGUGCAUCCCAAUAGCCACCAGUUCCAGUUUUGCAUUGUUGGACAUACUGCUGAAUGAGACCGUCCAAGGCCAACUAUUACCUCAACAAUGGAACCCAAGGGAAGUGUCAUACACAGCUUCCUGCGAUUUGGAAUCACCGUGUUCAUGGACUUUGUCCAACUACAGCAGUGGAGGGGACUGGCGAAUCACAAAGGCACAACGGCGCACAUCUGACACGCAGAGGGCUGAGCCGCCUGCUGAUCACUCAGUCGGAGAUGCAAAUGGGCACCUCCUUCUGCUGACGGCCACUGCAGCAGAGUCAGCAGGACAUUGCCAGUUCUUCAUAGCCAGUCCAGUGCUGCACAGCAGUGGGCCGCACUGUCAGCUGCAGCUCGCCCGGUACCAGACUGUGGGCAUUUUGGGGAACCUGACGGUCCAGGUCAAACCGAUGGACUCUGAUGUAGCCAAAAGCUCAACAUUUCUUGGCCACCAAGGGCAACACAGUACCAGAGAACAGUGGGAGGUGCUUAAAGCCCAUAUUGGCCUACAGGAAAAGCCCUUUCAAGUGAUAUUGCUGUACUCUACUUGUGGUGUGGAGAACUGGAGUUCACUUGCCAUCGAUUCAUUAGAGCUGAAAGACUGUGAUGCAGGGAACUUAAUGGUUGAUUGCAUGGAGGACAUGUCUUUCCACUGCAAAUUUGGGGACUGCAUAGACAAAAGCAAAGUGUGUGACUUCCACAAUGACUGUCCCUUGGCUGAAGAUGAGGGUCCUGUGUGUGACACUCUACCCCUGGGGUCUCAUUGCUCCUUUGAGGCUGGUUUCUGUGGAUGGACCAUGUCCAGCGGACCCACAUCGUGGACUCUGAGCAGUGGAGAAAAGCUGGCUGCUGAAGAUCUGUUGGGAACCGCUCUUCAGAAAACAAAAGAUCACUUCCUGUUCUUGAGGGUGAGGAGCAACUUUGCAGGUGGCAAGGCAGUUGUUCACGGUCCCCUGCUCCCAUCGAUGAUCAGCAGCGCGGAAUGCCUGAUGCACCUUUCCCUCUACAUCUAUGGGGACGUCAUCUGCACAGUGUUGCUGUCAGUGGAGGGAAACGGUACUGCAGUAGUACCACUUUGGGAACGGUCUGGCCAUUGGAUGGAUAGCUGGAUGAGCAUUAUGCUGAAACUACCCAAUGUCCAAAACAGAUUCCAGCUUCAUGUUGAGACCCACUGGGGCCCAGGCUCUGUAGCUGACAUUGCUUUGGACAACAUCACCUUGGGUAUCUCCUGCUUUGAAAGUGGUUUUGACCCAGUGUUUCUCAGUCACAGUGUUCUGCAUAAGAUGGAUGGCUUUGGCGACCUGGACAUUCUCAGCCCUUAUAAAGAUCCUGAUGCUUCAGAGGUAACCUUAACGACCUGGUGGUUUACCUCUUGUGGAGCCAGUGGACCCCGAGGCCCCACCCAGGCACAGUGUGAUAGCGCUUACCGGAACACCAACGUCAGCGUUAUCGUGGGCACCGAGGGCCCACUCAAGGGGGUGCAGAUGUGGAGGGUGCCCUCUACCAACCGCUACCUGAUCUCGGCUUAUGGGGCAGCGGGAGGAAAGGGGGCCAGGAACCACAACAGUCGAUCCCACGGCGUUUUCAUCUCAGCUGCUUUCACCCUAAAUAUGGGGGACAUCCUGUACGUUCUGGUGGGGCAACAGGGAGAAGAUGCCUGUCCUGGGAGGAAACAUCUCUCACAGAAGAUCUGCUUGGGCGAGUCCACCAUGAUUGAGGAUGGGGUCAGAGACGGAAAGAUAGCAGGAGAAUGGGCUGGUGGUGGAGGGGGAGGAGGAGGGGCCACCUUCAUCUACUGGGCUGAGAAUGGGGUCAUAGUGCCCCUUCUCAUUGCGGCAGGCGGGGGAGGGAAUGCCUACCUGGAAGACCCUGAGAGCAGCCUGGACCACAUCAACCUGGAGCAGUACGACAACCACACAGUCGCAUCUGGGACCAACGGCAAAACCGGCGCUGCAGGGGGUGGUGGAGGAUGGAUGGGUGCCUCAAACUUUGCCAGGGCUGGAAAAUCUCUUCUUGAGGGGGCAGAGGGGGGUACUUCUUGCCCCAGUGCCUUGUCCAGCCUAGCCUGGGCCACCUCUGGAGGAUUUGGAGGAGGAGGAGGUGCCUGCAGUGCCGGAGGAGGAGGAGGUGGAUACAGAGGUGGGGAUACAUCCCUCACUGAUAACAUCACUGCAGAUGGCCAGGAAGGAGUCUCCUAUAUACAUCCCAGUGGGGAGAUCUUUCUCCUCCCGUUAGCAGCCAUGGAGAGCCACGGCGAGGUGGAGAUCAAGGUACAGCUGAACUGCACGCACUGUCAGUCCCAGAGCUGCCACAGGAAUGAGGACACCAAGGUCACAAUCUGCCUCUGCCCACAUGGGGAGGUGCUGGCCAAUGACAACGUCACCUGCGUGGUCCCCCCAGGCCUCGCUCUCGAAGGACAUCCAUCUCUGCCGCUCGUCUUGGCUGCGGUGGUCUCCACAGCGGUGACUGUCAUCAUCUUAACCUGUGCCAGCCUCACACUCAUCUAUUACCGAAAGAAGAACCGGCUUCAAGGAAUGAGAGUGCGUCUGCAGAGUCCAGAAUACAAGCUGAGCAAGAUCCGCACCUCCACCAUCAUGACAGACUACAAUCCCAACUACUGCUUCGCUGGCAAGGUGGCCUCCCUGGGUGAGCUGAAGGAGGUGCCUCGCAAAAACAUCACGCUGCUCAGGGCCCUGGGCCACGGUGCCUUUGGUGAGGUGUACGAAGGCCAGCUGCUGGGACUUGGCGGUGACAAUAUAGCCAUGCAAGUUGCCAUUAAGACUCUUCCUGAGGUUUGCUCAGAGCAGGAUGAAAUGGACUUCUUGAUGGAGGCGCUGAUUAUGAGUAAGUUCAGCCACCAGAACAUCGUUAGCUGCAUUGGUGUGAGUCUGCAGACCCUGCCACGCUUCAUCCUGCUGGAGCUCAUGACCGGUGGUGACAUGAAGAGCUUCCUCAGGCAGAACCGGCCCAAGACUGGCAAGGUCUCCUCCCUGUCCAUGCUGGAGCUGCUGCACAUGGCCAGGGACAUUGCCUUUGGCUGUCACUAUCUGGAAGAGAACCACUUCAUCCACAGAGACAUUGCUGCCAGAAACUGCCUCCUUACCUGCUCUGGCCCCAGGAGGGUGGCCAAGAUCGGAGACUUUGGCAUGGCGCGGGAUAUAUACAGGGCCAGCUAUUACCGGAAGGGUGGCCAUGCCAUGUUACCUGUGAAAUGGAUGCCGCCAGAGGCCUUUUUGGAAGGGAUCUUCACCUGCAAGACUGAUACAUGGUCAUUUGGGGUACUGUUGUGGGAGAUUUUUUCUUUAGGUUACAUGCCCUACCCUUGCAAGACCAACCAGGAAGUGCUGGAGUUUGUGACAAGUGGAGGCAGGAUGGACCCCCCAAAAAACUGCCCUGGGCCUGUAUACCGAAUUAUGACCCAGUGCUGGCAGCACUGUCCAGAGCACAGGCCCAACUUCAGUACCAUUCUGGAGAGGGUGAACUACUGUACUCAGGACCCUGACGUCAUCAAUGCAUCCCUUCCGGUAGAGUAUGGGCCCCUAGCAGAGAAGGAGGUCAAUACUGUCCCCCAGACAGAGGGAUCUGCAGCCUUGACUCCUCUGUUGACCCCAGAGCCCUCCCUGCCCUGGACCAUCCCUCCACUCCCUCAAGACCGCAGACCUGUGUCUCUGCAGCAAGCUCUGCCAUGGCAGCCUGAGGCACACUCACAAGCGGGGGCAUCGGAGGUGACCUGGGUGGAGCCUGUUCUUUCCCUAGGGGCCGGAUCUGGAGCUUGGCUUCACCCAGACCAGCACUUGCCUGUCACGGCUUCUUCCUCUGGUGGCCAGAAGUUUAAGAACAAGACCAAGAACCUCUGGAACCCUACCUACGGUUCCUGGGGGCUGGAUGGCUUUGGACGGGGAAAAACAGCUCUGUCACAGACUCAGUCCAUGCCUCUGUCUGGCACCCCGAGCAGCCCAUCAGCGACCCCCGCCCCUGAACGGGAUGACUCUGGAUUUGAUGGCAAUGGAAGCUCAUCCCCGACCAGUUCUCAGGCUUCCCCCUCCUCAUCCUCCCCUUCAUCACUGCCUCCUUCCAGCCUCAAUGCUGCCACCAGCUCAGCUGCCACCACUAGUCCAAUCAAGAACAACUCCACUGUUGGCACGGAGCUGGCCAAGUUACAGAGUUUUCCAUGUGGCACUGUAAACUAUGCCUACGAGGACCAGAACUAUGAGGCUAACAACCUCCCCCUAGUGGUCACCAGAGUCCCAGUAGCCAGUUCAAACCCUGGUCCAUCCAUAUCCUGGUCAGGUAUCUCCGCAUCAAGGAUCUCCAAGCCUCAUGUGAAGCGCCACGCCAGUUAUGGACAUGAAGACAUCAAGCGGUACACCAAGUCGGAGAAGCCUACUCGCGAUAGGGACUCUGGCCUCUCCCUCUCUGAGGACCUUACCGUCAUUCCAGUUUAACGCCACAGAAUGACACUGAAUAUACUGGGAUACACUGGAAUCCAUCCAACACCUCACGCUGCAAUGGGUCCCGGCCGCUUUAUUUAUCAGCCAUCGCUUACUUUUUUCUGCCAUUUUUGUAGAACUAUUGUCAUGCCAUUCAUUGUCCAUCCAUUUACCAUGAUCAGGACCACAGGGAGGGCCUGGAACCUAUCCCAGGCAGCUUAGGCAGCAAGGCUGGGGUACAGCCUGGAUGGGAUGCUCGUCAAUCACGGGGCACGUGUCAGCACACACUCACUCACGGUCAUACGCUACAGGCAAUUUAGAGAUACUUAUGAGCCUAACUGCAUCUCUUUGCACUAUGGGAGGCAACUUCUGAUGGUUGGUCAAGUAGAAUGCAGGUUGUCUGGCCAUGAUCGAGGCAGUGAAGGACUCAUGUCUUACUAGCUUGUGGGAGUUUUACAUACAGAAAAAUGUUAUGAGGGCAGAAGAAAAAAUAGAA